Messenger RNA from Marchantia polymorpha subsp. ruderalis, 5277 nucleotides. The record is from the annotation of a GenBank genome assembly. NCBI's taxonomy places the organism in Eukaryota, Viridiplantae, Streptophyta, Marchantiopsida, Marchantiales, Marchantiaceae.
GAACGUUAGACUGGAACAAGCCGAUUUGCCCGAGAAUUCGCCCCUGGCCGCGGUCUGUCGAUUUGGGUCGUGGCAUUGGAGCGCCUAUUCUUGUCCGUGUUCCAAAAUGCAGAGGCCUGUCGGUCAUGAAUUUGCCUCUGCCCGAUCCAAAUCAACGAAGGGUUGAAGGAAUAGCGAGUGAUUGAAACGGGAGACUGAGCUUUGUUCUCCUCUGUUUUGGUCAGUUCACGCUGGGGGAGUCGCGUUUAUGGAAUCGGAGGUGGUGCUCUAAUCUGACGAUAAUUUGGUGGGAUGGCUCCGUCUAAGGAAAUGGCGUUGAUGGGCUCAGAGCCCAGCGGCACGGUGGGGUCUGUUUCAGCGCAGGAGAUGUUGAGUGUUAUGCAGGAAGUAACGAGGCUUGGACUGACUCGUCGUGAGCCUGCUCUUGUGUGGGGGGUCGAUGUCUCGUCAUCUGGAGCUUCGUUUCCCAGUGUAGAGCUGGGAGCCGUGCUUCUCAGCCAAUGCUUAGCCUCAGAACCGCGGGGGCUCGCCUGGUUGUAUUUGCAGCAUGCACUGUCUGCAAAUCUCGUGUGUCCUCUUUUGACCUUGGCUCUUCUCACCUCUAGAGUGAUACCUAUUCGUCAGCAGCAGCCAGAAAUGUUCCAAACGUACUUGGAGCUGUCGAGCACUUACAUAUUUUGUCUUGCUGCAACCAAGUCACCUUCAUUCCGCGAAAGGUGUGUCAAGUAUGUAGACGAUGUACUUCAGCUAUCGCAAAUGGGAGAGGCACCUGUAACAGAGUUUGGGACAUGCAUAGCGUACUUCCUCUUUUCCUUAGUAAAUCGUUUGACUGAAUCAGUGUUUGAGGACUGGAGCAGCCCUCCCACCUGGAAUGAGAAACAGAAGGGUCCUGGCUCUGGCAUGCAUGGUCAAAUUUCACACGCUGGUAGCAACGAUAUGGAAGAUGAUACGGACGAGAAGAGAAGAGAGGAAAAGGAGCAGCUAAGAAGGAGCAAUAGCCUUCUUGCUUUAGAACUUGUCGCCAAGGUCAUGCAAAACAAGAGGACAGCUGCAUUGCUUCGCCUUGCUCGAAGGAUCUUGCCAGAGCAGUGGAGCUCUUUUGCGAGGUGUCUACACAAUCUAGAAGCCCUUACUUUAAAUCCAAUAUCCUCGUCUCCAAAGGAAGCACCCGAUGCUCUUGCAAACUUAGCUAAUGCAAUCACGCAGGGGCUGCACCGAGAAUGGAAGCCAACGCAGCUACCUGUCAUCCAAGCGAUGUUGGACAGUGGAUCUCGAAGUGCCUCUUUUGGAAACACAUGGGGAAUUGGGUGCACAAGUCCCUGGCUACCGUUUGACGUAUACAUGGAAAGCGCGAUGGAGAAGCAAAGGCUUCAAGUUGUUUCUCCCUCAGAAUAUUUAGCAGACUUGAUGAAAGCACUACAAGCAGUUCACGGAGCAACAUGGCAUGAAGUUUUCCUUGGCUUGUGGACAGCCGCGCUUCGCCUCACGCAUCGGGAUCGAGAGUGGGUGGAGGGUCCAAAACCACAUAUCGAGUCCCGCCUAUGCAUGUUGUUGUCUCUCGUACCGCUCGCAUGUGUCAUAGUUAUUGAUGAGGAAGAGAAAGCCAUGUCUUCGUCCGGUGGAAACUCGAGAGGUGAUAUCAUAUCCACAUCCAACGGAGAUGAAAAAGAUAAGUCAAGACAGGGCACCCGGCGAGCGGCUCUCGCUUCAAGCUUGCAAGCCUUGGGUCAAUUUGAAGCCUUGCUCUAUACACCACAGAUUGCUGUCGCUGCUGCAAAUCAAGCUGCACAGUCGAUAGCAUCAAUCCUGGCGAAUGUGAACGCAAGUUCUAUGUUAUCAAGUGAAAACAAUACUAUGCCUAAGUCAGCAGUUGGAAACAUGAGACACUUAAUUGUGGAGGCUUGUAUUUCAAGAGGAUUACUUGAUAGUACAGCCUAUCUCUGGAUCAGUUCAACUGGUAUGUCGGGAAAUAAUAUGACGGCCGCACCCACAACCCCUCAAAUUUCUCCCUGGUCUGCAUUCAUGGAGGGUGCUCCUAUAUCUGGUUCAUUACAAGCUGCUCUGUUGUCGAGCCCAGCUGAGAGUUUAGCAGAACUCGAGAAAGUGUUCCAAACUGCGAUCAGUGGACCCGAGGAAGAACGAGCAGCAGCAGCUAGUAUUUUAUGUGGAGCAUCACUCACUCGCAGCUGGAAUGUUCAGGAGCACGCAGUCCGCUUGGCUGUAAGGCUCUUAUCUCCCCCUUCCGGUCCUGAUAACCGGGGCACUGGGAGCCACCUAAUUGCGUAUGCGCCCAUGCUUGGAGCAGCUCUUGAUGGAAUGACUUCAGUAGAUUCUGUGAACAUAUUGGCUCUGUAUGGAAUGUUUCCAGAGCUUGCAGCCUCACUGCUCCCUAUAUGCGAGGUGUUUGGCUCUUUGCCUCCUGUUGUUCCGCGUCCUUCGGGUACAGGAGAAGAUAUUAAUGUAUACAAAGUUUUCUCUUUGGCAUUUUUGCUCCUGAUUAGACUCUGGAAAUUUCAUCGACCACCUCUGGAGCAUUGCCUACUUGGUAGCGGGGCAGGUUUGGGUGCAGAUCUGAGUCUGGAAUACCUACUACAAAUACGUGGAAUUCAGUGUUCAAUGGCCAAUAGUGCAGAUAAGGGUAAGAAGGAUACUCUUGUGGAGCAGAUGCACAAUAAAAGAAUGUCACCUCUAAGUCCUUCCUUUUCUCAUUCCAUGUCAUCGAUAAGGAGUCCGAUGCCCUCUACACCUACUCCCUUAUCUCAAAAUGUUACUCUGGAUUCAUUUCCGAAACUCAAGGCUUGGUACACCCAACAUCAGGCCUGCAUUGCGUCUACGUUGUCGGGUCUGGUACGAGGUAAUCCAGUGCACCAGGUUGCAGACCGGCUUUUGAAUCUUAUGUUUAAGAAGUUCAGCAAAUCUACAUCUAGUAACAGUUCCAGUAAUUCUGGAGGACACGGAGGGGACGAAAGACCAGCUCUAGCACCUUGGGAUGUUAUAGCUGCCGUACCGUUUGUAGUCGACGAAGUACUCACCGCUUGCUCUCAUGGAAGAUUGUCUCCCCGAGAUUUGACCACAGGACUAAGAGAAAUGGUGGACUUUCUGCCAGCAACGGUCGCGUCUUUCGUAAGUUGUUGUGGUGCUGAAGUCACUCGUGGAUUAUACAAAGCUGCGUCAAUGAAUGGAAAUGAUUGGCCGAGUCCCGCUGCCAAUCUCUUUGCAGUGGAAGCUGAGAUUCAGGACAUCCUCGCAAGCGCUGGAGUCAAUAUUCCGGGCUUAGUUACAGGAACUGUGGGUGGUAAUGCACCUGCUUCAUUACCACUACCGAUUGCAGCCUUAGUGAGUUUGACUAUCACCUUCAAGCUAGAUAAACAAUCAGAGAUGGUUUUAGGUGUUGCCGGGCCUGCACUGGAGACAGCAGGUGCAGGUGGGCCUUGGCCAUCAAUGGCAGUAGUGGCAGCUUUGUGGACACAGAAGAUGCGCCGCUGGCAUGACUUCAUUGUGUUCAAUGCGUCGAGGGCUGUUUUCAAGCAAAAUAAGCAAGCCGUCUCGCAGCUUCUUCGUAGUUGCUUCUCCGUUACCUUGUGCUCUUCAUCUGCAUUAACAUCUAAAUUACAGGGCCAUGGCGGUGUAGGAGCUUUGUUGGGCCAUGGUCACUGGUUGCCUGCUUCUCCGGGGUUAUCUUCACUUGCGCCAGGCAUGCUAUACCUGAGAUCUUUCCCGACUCUUCAUGACAUUAUGUUUGUUAGUGAUGAGAUUCUUGCGCUCGUAGCUGAAUCAAGUAGAGACUUUGCAAUGCAAGGCAAAACGGAUCCAGAUCUAGAAACAAUCUCCUCCACUGCUGCAAAGCUCAAAUGUGUCCAUCCUUCGUUAAGUACAGCCGUAGCUAGGGCUUGUCAGGCAUCGGCUUUGGGGGCUUCUAUUGUAACCACUUCAGGCGGCGCGACGCUCGUACAAAAGUUAUAUUUGGAGAGUCUCCCCACUUGGCUUUUGUCUGGUCCCGAUGCUAACAGUGAGUCUAAGGGUACAAUCUUAGAGGGCUAUGCGGUUGCCCGCUUUGUUCUACUCUCUGGAGCAUUAGCUUGGGGUAUCUCGUCUUCGAAAACCUUCCCUUCUUCCUUUUCUGUCUUUGGUGUAAGAUCGGGAAUACCCGCGGGAGUACCUUCUGAUAUGUGUAGACAACACGUUCUGGGCUCACAUUUGGAAUUCAUAGCAAGUGGAUUGGACGGAAAAAUCUCAAUCAGGUGCAAGCAGAUCACCUGGAAGGCAUACGUCAUCGGAUUUGUGGCGUUGAUGGUUACCUGCACACCUAACUGGAUAGCAGAUGUGAAGACCGAAACCCUUCGGCGACUUGCAACAGGACUCAGGUGGUGGCAACAACACGAACUAGCGUUUGCGCUUCUGGAGCGUGGAGACUCCGCAGCAGUUGGUGCAGCUGCUGAGCUUGCAAUGGCUUAGGCUUACAGGCCACGCUGAAACGUCCGGAAACGCCUUUUGAGGCAUUCAGAAUAUCGAUGUGCAAGAUCAGGGAUGAGGCUUCUUUCUUUACAUUGCAGAUUGAGGAACUGCAGGUAAUGACUUGCAGCUUUCAUUUGCACUUUGAGUCCCUGAAGUUGAUGUUAGAAGUUACAACUCCGAGGUUAGUAGUUCUCGCGAUACAUUGUUAAUGACUGGCUGUGGAAACAUUUACCUUAUUGUUUAUACUGUCUACCUACCAAUGAAACUCUACGGUCGUCCCCCUCAACAUUCAGGAGUGACGACCUGCAGCCCCUCAAAUUCUGCCAUACGCCCGGCCUUAAAGCGUCUUCUUUGCUCGAAAACUGAAAUGAUUAUACUGAAGAAGUGAAGAGUUUCUUACCCUCAACUGGUUGGAUCUUCCCGUUUGAUCAACAAAAUUUACCUCGUGCGAUCUGGUCUCAGAAGACGUGGUGAGGAAAGGCCUCCUCGUCCAUAAACAGUUUAUUGUGAAUAUUCUCCCGUUGGACAGCAGUCAAUUACUCAUAAUUAACAGUAGGGUGCCAGUAACUUAUAGGGAUUCAAGGCCGCAGAUACCAAGGGUUUUUAUGUGUACAAGAGGUCUUCACGACUUCGUUUGUUUCGGUCACAUAUAUGUUUUACUGUAAAAGAUUUCAAGUAGGCCGAAAGGAGACCUUGGCUCUCUGAUAUAUCAGAUUGGCGCAAUCGCAGGAGUUUUUGGAAAUAGGAUGACGUAUAAUCUCUUCCUUCAGUUCUGACUUUCGGUCCUUUUGAACGAAUGCUGUAUAAUAGAAUCGGAUGAAA